This is a messenger RNA of Daphnia carinata, 3477 nucleotides long. Its product is annotated as transient receptor potential channel pyrexia-like. The transcript is spliced from 2 exons. The record is from RefSeq and is a predicted model, not a curated record. Bases 77 to 3298 code for a protein of 1073 amino acids. Gene Ontology annotation, molecular function: monoatomic ion channel activity; protein binding. Lineage: Eukaryota; Metazoa; Arthropoda; Branchiopoda; Diplostraca; Daphniidae. Gene Ontology annotation, cellular component: membrane. Gene Ontology annotation, biological process: transmembrane transport; monoatomic ion transport.
UCGGUUAGUCGCAUGGAAGGCAGUGCAAAUGUUUACCUAAGUAUUUCCGAAUCGCUGUAAACAUUCGGUGAAGAAAAUGUUAUCAAUUCGAAAAUUGAGCAAAAAAGAUCCGGCCGGACAAGUAGAAUCUGGUGAUUACAGCAACGAUGCGUUCAUCAAGGAUGAGGGACCACCUACUGGCGAUAACGAACGUGAAAUUGAAAAUUAUCGACGAUCGACUAUCAAGAAAACGAGUAGCAACAUCUACGGUGCGUUUCAGUUUCGCGAAUCUAGCGAAGACGAUGAUAAGGAGGUCAAUCAACGCUCGAGCCUCCGUAAAGGCAAAAAUCAACCUUACCACCGUCAGCAUUGCGCAAAGCGAAAAUUCAAAGAUGGCCACCGUCACAAGCAUAGAAAGUCAUCAAAGACGAAAAAAAAGGCAGAAGAUGACGAAAUGGAAAAUCAGACGGGCCACCGGUUGAAAAGAGCGUUUAGCAUUUCUAGUGAAUCAAAUACGAGUCAUACGGAAUUGCAAGGCAUCGACCACAAGGAGAAUUUCACGUCCAUGCCUUGGCACAACGGAUGUUCCAUUUGGUUGCAGCAAAUGUUGGCAGCGGCCAUUGAAGAUAUGAUCAACACCAAAGAGGCCUCAGUCAUUCGUCUUUCAAAAACCUUUUCCGAUGAUUUAGCCGACGAAUCUGUGUGGCACGCAAUGCCCGUUGAAUGUCGAGACAUUGGCAUUUUAGUGGCCGCCUUAAAAGGCAAUGUCGUCAUGUUGAGGUGUUUCCUUGCGCUUGGAGGUGAUGCCAAUGCGACAGAUAUGGUGGGACGAUCUGCUCUUCAUUAUGCAGCCAGUUCGUCCAGCGCCGACGCUGCCCUCUGUCUUGAAAUCUUAAUCGAACACGGUGCCAUCGUCGAUACAUGGGAUUUGAACGGUGAAGCGACUCCGUUGAUUUGCGCAUCUGCUUCUGGGCGUAUAGAACUGGUGGAAGUGUUGUUAAAAGCCGGAGCAAACGUCAAUGCUGGACUGUCCGACUCGAAAAACUUGGAUGGUACCACCCCAUUGGUGUGGGCCGUACGGGCCCGCAGUUUGGUUUGUGCCACCCGACUCAUUGAGGCCGGUGCUGCUGUUAACAGCAUCCAGGUGUACAGUGAAUCGCCGAUUCACGUGGCUGCUGUUCAGGGUGACGUUAAUUGUUUGAAAUUGCUGCUGGACAACCACGCAGAUGUGCGUGUCCUGUAUGGAGCUGAACGGCGAAAUCCACUUCAUUUGGCAGCUUUCGAAGGCAAUGUCGAUUGCAUACGUAUGCUCUUGCACGCCAGUAAAGCGCAAGUGAAUGCAAAAGAUUCUUUGGGUCGGACACCUUUACAUUUGGCAGCGCUUUCCCAAUCGGUGGAUUCCGUGGAAGAAUUGCUGGACAAUGGAGCGGAAAUUGACAUAUGCGACGAGAUGCAAGAGACGCCGCUUCACAGUGCCGUUGUCAAAACUCGUCAAUCCAUCGAUGUAGUCAAAUUGCUCAUUUUGAAGGGAGCCGAUGUCAAUGCCAAAGAUCAAUUUGGACAAACACCUCUUCAUAUAGCGGCUUUCAACGAAAAUUCAAAAUUAGCUACGUUGUUGAUCCAUUCAGGCGCCGAUUUGUCGGCUAAAAAUCGCGGGAAAAUGUCAGCGUUGGCGUCGGUUGUUCGACGAGUUCCAGAUGCGUUGUCGGCCAUUCCGCGUACAUUUGAUUCAGCCAUACAAAUAGUGGACAAUGAUCCAGCCGAUCCAGAUUGCCAACUGCGAUUAGACUUGAGGGUCUUGGUGCCUGCUGGCAAUCAAAAACAGGUGGGCGAAAUGGGUUUACUGACUGCGUUAAUUGCGGCCGAACAGCGUCACAUACUCCAGCAUCCCGUCAUCGGGGCUUUCCUUCAUUUAAAAUGGAUGAAAAUUCGCAGCAUUUUUAUCGGCUCGCUUAUCUUCCAAUUCUUUUACGUUCUCUUUCUGACACUCAUCAUUCAUUCGAUUUUCGUGGUAGACGUUAAUGCCCCACAGGCCAAUUCAACUCACCUUAAUGUUUCACUGGCCAAUUUAACUGACGUUAAUGAUAAACUGGCUAAAAAUGCAACUGAACAGUUUAAGUCUUGGCCAGAAUCGUGGAAUGCAGCGCUAUGGUGGCUGACGGUCGUUGUUGGUUCGGCAACCGGUUGCAAAGAAAUUUUCCAGCUGUACUGCAAUCCAAAUGAGUACAUCAGAGAUCCAGAGAACUACGGGCAAAUUAUAUCUGUCGUCGGAAUGGUUCUUUCGCUUCUCAUGCCUCAUCCAGACCACACGCCACAGGGCGAUGGAAGUGACUGGCAGCAUCACUUGGCCGCCAUUGUUGUUGUCGUAGCCUGGAUUAAUUUGAUGAUGCACGUCGGGCGAUUCCCAGUGUUCGGUCUGUACGUGCAAAUGUUUACCACCGUUGCACAAAACAUUGGUAAAUUGUUGGUGGCUUACGUGAGUCUCAUUGUUGGCUUCGCGAUGGGAUUCGCCGUAUUGUUUCCAAAAUCACAACCUUUUUCACAUAUGCCUUAUGCACUCGUUACGGCAUUUGUCAUGAUGGCUGGUGAAUCAGAUUACAGCAAAAUAUUUUAUGAAGCCGAAGAGGGUAUCAAGUACAGUGGUACUACUCACCUUGUUUUCCUGGUUUUUAUUCUCUUGAUUUCCGUCGUUUUGAUGAAUUUAAUCGUCGGUUUGGCUGUUUCCGACAUUCAAGGACUUCAAAAAUCUGCACGCUUAGAUCGACUUGUCAGGUUAACGAAACAGAUUGCACGCAUGGAAAGUUUCAUUUUCUUCCCAUGGCCCAUUCAUUUCUCCAGCCUGUGGUCUAAAUUUCCUAAACGUGAAUCCAUUCGGCGACAUGUGCUGGUUGUGUCACCAAAAACAAAAAGAAAUUACAAUUUCAGACCAAACGACCCACGUGACCAUCACUUUCCAGCCGAUAUUAAAGAGAGUCUGUUGAAAAUUGUUGUUCAGAGAGUUGCCAAAAAGAAAAAAGGCACACUGACGUCCAACGUCCCCAUCAUGCGAACAGUGACGACACAAAAGAUGGAUGACAUCAACGAAGAACUCUACAACGCGGUGCUAAAUCGAGUUGAAGAACUCUUUCACAAUUACAUGUCACAAAUUGUUGUGAUGAACACCAACAUUGAAGAGCAACUCACCCGAAUGGCCACUCGACCCACGUGGUCAUCGACUCGAUCGUGGCAGCAACGACCGUCUUGUGAUUGCUCCAUGAUUCACGAAGAGUCCUUUAUUCGAAAGAGAGCGUAUUCAAUCACUGCUGAAUCACUGGCAUAAUCGCAGUUCGGUGCCAUCAAUUAUCAUUUGCUGCUCAACAAAUAUUAAUUACUUGAAGUGAAAAGGGUUUCAUGUGAAUAACUUAAAAUUCAAUUCAUAAAAUAACGCUUGUAUUAUAACCAUAAACUUGCCUAAGGAACGAAGAAUCAUGCGUGAUCGAAUCCACGUAGAAUUCAAAA